AUGCAGACAUUGGAUGUUUGCAAGAAAACUGGUGGUAAAAUAUGGCAGAGAAAACCUGUACCAUCCAGUGACAAUGGAUUAAUGGUGAAAAUUAGCAAUAAUGUAUCUGGUGCUUUAUCAACCCCAGGUCGGAAUGUCAGAUUUCUACAUUCCUCAUUCAAUAAAAAUGGUGACAGUUUCUUAGCUGGAGAUCAUCAAGGCAAUAUCUUUAUGUUUGAUUUAGAAAGAAAUAAGUUUUCACUAAUAGAGAAGUCUAGUCAACCUUGUACAGCUUUAUGUUUUAAUAACGCUAGAAAAACAGAGUUUUUAGUUGGUUUAGCUGAUUAUUCAUUACAAUGCUAUGAUACUGUGAGCCAAUCUGUGAUAUCUGUUAUGAAAGGACAUACAACAGCUAUACAUUCUAUAUCAAUACAUGCAUCAGGAAAAUAUGCUUUAACCACAUCCUCAGAGACAGCUCUACUCUGGGAUCUAGAUAACUUCUCAUUACAGAAAAAACUCAGUAACAAAGAGGAUGUACCCUUGUUGAAGGCCUUUUUCUUACCAAUAAGUAAUACAAUUAUAACCUGUUUUAAAGAUGAUUCUAUAUUUGGUUGGGAAUCAGAAACAUUGUCCUGUAAAUAUCAGCUACCAGUACCUGAUGGAGAUUCACCACAUUAUAAAGUUUUUGCUACAACCAGAGAUGGUAGACUGCUAGCUGCGGGUGGAAAAACAAGAUUUAUUCAUCUAUGGUCUCUCGAUACAAGGCGUAUAUUACGUAUUAUAGAAUUACCUAAUAAAGUUACAUCAGUUAAACAGUUAGAAUUCUUACCAGAUAGUUUUCAAACAGGUGUAGACCAGUUUCAACAUUUCGGAAACCAUCUUUUGACCAACAUCUGCACCAUUAACAGCAUUUAUAUGCUUGUAGAUUUAAUUUGGAUGUUGGUAAAUAAAGUACACAAUAGUAUUAUUAGUCCUGCUGCUAGACAUAUAGUUUGUACAAUGGAAGAUGGUACUUUACAUGUAUAUAGUGUUAGUGCCUUAUCAUCAGAGCUAAAUAAGCCUCCUGCACCACUAGUUAAAGUUGUAACCAGUAAUAAAAUGUGUGAUACUAUGUCAACAGUAGGAAGUGAAAAGUCUAUGAAUCGUACUGCUGGUAGUACUAAAUCUUAUAAUAGUCAUGUUACAUCUCGUAAAUAUACUAAUUUUUUACCUGAUGGUAUGGAAAUGAGUAAAUUAUUAGCUAUAUUAAGGGGUUAUGGUGAAUAUCCAGCCAAAUACAGGAUGUUUAUAUGGAGAUCAGUAUUAAGAUUACCUGAAAAUCAUGCUGCCUAUGCUGCAUUAGUUGAUAAAGGAACACAUCCAUCAUUUGCUAAAAUGCAUGAAGUUUAUCCUUUAAAAAGUAGAAAAUUAUUGAGAGUUUUACAAAGAAUAUUAUCAGCAUUAGCUCAUUGGUCUCCAAUAUUUGGUGAAACACAAUAUUUACCUAUGUUAGCUUUUCCCUUUGUUAAAUUAUUUCAAAAUAACCAUUUAGUUUGUUUUGAGAUAAUAGCCACUCUUUUAGUAAAUUGGGGAAGUCAUUGGUUUGAAUAUUUCCCCAAUCCACCUAUAAAUAUACUGGCAAUGAUAGAAAAUGUUUUGGCUCAUCAUGAUAGGUUAUUAUUACAACAUUUUGUUAGAUAUGGUGUGACUUCACAGAUAUAUGCAUGGCCACUAUUAGAGUCUGUAUUUUCUGAAGUUUUAACUAAAGAAGAAUGGUUAAUGUUAUGGGAUAAUAUAUUUAGUCGUCAUCCUGGCUUUAUAUUAAUGUUAGUUGUAGCUUAUGCUAUAUGUGCUAGAGGACCUUUAACACAGUGCGUGGAGCUGGAUGAUUUUAAGUAUUUUUACCACCAUCGUAAUGCUGUAGAUAUUAAACUGGUUAUUAAACAAGCAUUAAGAUUAAUGGAGUCUACUCCUGAUGAUAUCCAUCCUGUUAAAUUAUUAGAGAAAUUUAAACCAUUAACUCGGGGUCAAUAUCCUGUCUUUAAUAAAUAUCCUAAAUAUAUUGUUGAUUAUCAGGUACAAGAAAGAGAAAGAAUAAGACAAGAAGAAGAUGAAUAUCUCAGACAAAAACAAUUAUCAUUAAAUACUGAACAAGAAGCAGCUAAGAGAAGACAAGAAGAAGAGGCCUGGUAUAGACAACAACAAUUAUUAUUAGAGGCUGAAAACAAGAGACGAUUAAUGAUACAAGCUGAAGAACAAAAGUUAGCAGAUCAACGAAAGAGAUUAUUUGCUAUGAAUCGUGAAGUAAAAUUAAAAGAACUUCAGUUACUGGAUGCAGCCAGAAGAAAAUUCCUGCAAUUCCAAAAACAGCAGAGAGAAGCAGAAUUAAGACGUUUAGAUGAUGAAAUGCAGAGAAAGGUAGGGAAGGAUUUCAAUAAAACAAGAACUUGUACAAAUGGAAGUCAAUGUUGUGUGCUACAGGCUAUGACUGAUCAGUAG
This is a messenger RNA of Lottia gigantea (owl limpet), 2457 nucleotides long. RefSeq lists its product as hypothetical. The record is from RefSeq and is a predicted model, not a curated record. Gene Ontology annotation, cellular component: centrosome. The transcript is spliced from 18 exons. The coding region runs from base 1 to 2457 and encodes 818 amino acids. Lineage: Eukaryota; Metazoa; Mollusca; Gastropoda; Lottiidae. Gene Ontology annotation, molecular function: protein binding.